This is a messenger RNA of Lindgomyces ingoldianus, 1509 nucleotides long. RefSeq names its product nitrate transporter. The transcript is spliced from 5 exons. Gene Ontology annotation, cellular component: membrane. Bases 1 to 1509 code for a protein of 502 amino acids. The record is from RefSeq and is a predicted model, not a curated record. Gene Ontology annotation, biological process: nitrite transport; nitrate transmembrane transport. Gene Ontology annotation, molecular function: nitrite transmembrane transporter activity; nitrate transmembrane transporter activity. NCBI's taxonomy places the organism in Eukaryota, Fungi, Ascomycota, Dothideomycetes, Pleosporales, Lindgomycetaceae.
AUGGGUUUCCAGCUCAAGCAGCUCUGGUCUGCGCCAGAGAUCAACCCUUACAACAAGAAGGCCAAGUCCAUUCCCAUCUUCAAUCCGGUCGACAAAUAUGGUCGUGUCUUCUUCUUCUCAUACCUCGGAUUCUUUAUUGCUUUCUGGUCUUGGUACGCGUUCCCGCCGCUGCUCAGCGUGACCAUCAAGAAAGAUCUUCAUCUUUCUCAGGUUGAAGUUGCCAACUCAAACAUCAUCUCCCUCACUGCUACGCUCCUCGUCCGUCUUGUCGCUGGCCCUCUCUGCGACAAGAUCGGGCCGCGUCUUACAUUUGUUGGCUGUCUUAUUGCUGGUUCCAUUCCAUCAGUUCUUGCUGGCACUAUCCACAAUGCUAUGGGCCUCUACUUUAUCCGAUUCUUCGUCGGCAUUCUCGGCGGCUCCUUCGUCCCUUGCCAGGUGUGGACUACCGGCUUCUUUGACAGGAACAUCGUUGGUACUGCCAAUGCCUUGGUUGGUGGCUGGGGUAACUCCGGUGGCGGUAUCACCUACUUUGUAAUGCCUGCCAUUUUCGAUGCCCUCGUUCACAAGUCAGGAUUGACUCCCCACAAGGCCUGGCGUGUCGCUUUCGUUGUCCCAUUCGUCCUCAUCAUGCUUACUGGCGUUGCUAUGCUCCUUACCACUGACGACACUCCAACCGGAAAGUGGGCCGACCGUGCGAAGGCCGUACCAAGUGGCAAUGAAGGUACCAUUGUUGAUACUACCGGCGAACUCGCUGAUAAGCCUUUGGCGACCGGUUCCUUCUCCGAUUCCGAUGAGAAGAAGGUCCCAGUCAACGACAACGUCGAAGCCGGUGAGGUCGAAGUCACUAUAAUUGAUGAGGUCCAGCACGAAAUUGUCCAGACACCCACCUUUAAGGAAGCUUUGGGUGUUAUUGUCAAUCUCCAGACCCUCAAUCUGUGCUUGACCUACUUCUGCAGCUUUGGUGGUGAACUCGCGAUCAACUCCAUCCUCGGGUCCUACUACUUGAAGAACUUCAAAUAUCUCGGGCAGACCAAGUCUGGCCGCUGGGCGGCUAUGUUCGGUCUUCUCAACGUUGUCACUCGUCCUCUUGGUGGCUUCAUCGGCGACGUGAUCUACAAGUACACCAACGGCAGCCUUUGGGCAAAGAAGUUCUGGAUCCACUUCGUUGGUGUUGUGUCUGGUAUUUUCCUCAUCAUCAUCGGAAAGCUAGACCCUAAGAGCUUGGACGAGAUGGUCGGCCUCAUUGCUGUCAUGGCCAUCUUCCUUGAGGCUGGUAACGGUGCCAACUUUGCCCUUGUUCCUCACGUUCACCCCCAUGCCAACGGUAUUCUAUCCGGUCUGGUCGGUGCUACUGGCAACUUCGGAGGUAUCAUAUUUGCCAUCAUCUUCCGCUACAACGGCACGCACUAUGCUAAGGUCUUCUGGAUCAUGGGCAUAAUGGUCGUUGGUCUCAACCUGAUCUUUAUCUGGGUCAGGCCUAUUCCAAAGGGCCAGAUCGGUGGUCGCUAA